CACCACCUCACUGAUACAUACCUGUACCUAUUACAUUCCUCAGCUGCGCUUUCUCAGUUCAGCACUUCUUCGCUCCCGACAGUCACUACUAGCAGGCAGCUCACGCAGCAACAAUAGCAUUGUUGCUGUCUAGCAGCUCGCCAUCACCAUGCCUGACCAACCAUACCUAUACGAACCGGCGCAUGGCUCGCGCAACUCGAUCGCUUAUCCCUACUCCGACUUCAAUCCAAGAGCAGCCACGCAGGCACACUAUCAAGCAUUCGCGGAGAGAGCUGAAAGGCAGAAACGACAGUCCCAGCAGGCUGGACGACCGCUCAUCAAUUUCAACCAGCAUCCUGAUAGCUAUAUGGUGGUCAAUAACCCGCAAGUUCACCACGAGCCAUUACCACCUAGUACGAAGGCGAAGAUCGUCUGGACCAGAUGGGUGCAAUUCGCGUUGAGAGUGAUUCAAGAGCUGGGGGCGAUAGGAAUCUUGGUAUGCGUGAUUUGUCUCAAGAUGAAGAACAAUGGACCUAGCUGGGUCAUUCGAGUUCCAGUCGCGUGGGACAUGGUCAUCACCACGUACGCAAUCUACCAUCUGCUACGACCCGCCAAAGGUCGUACUCCCAACAGCAGUAGUAGUUACCACUUUUUCGCGUUGUUCAUGGACGUCGGGUUGAUUCCAUUCUAUGUGUUUAUCGCUCUAUAUGCCAACCAGAACUACAACAUGCAGGUGGACGACUCCAGCCGGUGGACAAGCUUCUUCACCACGAACUUCGCAACCACAACGGUCAUCUUCACAACCUUCGUUGCCAGCAUCGUUGUGGGAGGUCUCCAUCUGGUCAGCAUCGGUCUUGACAUUUAUCUGAUCAUGAUCUUCCGCAAGAUCGCCAGUCUACCUCCAGAUAUGAACCCACUCGAGGAUAACUUGACCGGCAGCACUCGCCGCAAGUCCAUGAAGCACAAACACAAGAACUCGGAGAUGACGGUAUCGUCAGUGUCAACAAACAUGUCGGAGAAGAAGGCAGGAUAUUACAGUGGUAGUACUUUGAAUGUUUCGCGAACAUCGAUUGCGAAAGAUCCAGAAGCCAGAGUUGUCCCUUGGGAGCACAGCCGGAUGAAGUCAGACCACACAUAUUCUCCCCACAACCCAGACUCGGCGCGUUUGUCACGGCAACAGUUCGAUGAAGUGACUAUCCACCAGGGACCACAUUCGGCGAGGAGUUCGCGUGUAUCAGUUUCUGGUGGUGGGCAUAGAUCUCGCGCCGGCACCGUUGUGUCUCCUUCUGAGCAUGGAGCUCCGCUGUAUUUCGAUGACAUUCCUCCAGUCCCAGCAUAUACCGAUCGUCCGCGGUCCACUCAGGGAACACCGGAGCGGUUUGUAUCGGCGCCAUCACGAGAGGUUGUGCAAUCGCAGCAGAAGUCCAGUCUCCUGGAUGAUAGCUGGUAUGUUUCGGAUGGGGAUGCAUCGGACUUGGGCAGACAACGUCGAAGUGGCCAUGUGCGUGCUGAGAAACGUCAUACACGAACUCCAACGCUGCCAAACACCAAUCUCAAUGAGGCCGACUGUUUCGGGCCAUCGCAAGUCCAACCACUCAAGAUGAACCCCCCAACGCCGCCUGAUGCUGAGAGUGAGCUUGCAGCCACACUUGCACAGGAGAACAAAGAGAACCACGAACCCGUCGAGAUCGGAGUGGCUCGCAAAUUGACUGUAGCAUCCCAAGCUACCGUGACUUCAUCAGUCUAUUCAGAAUCUGCACCAUCACUGAUGACCUCAACCAUGACCAGCAACGGCAGACCAAAUAACAGCACACCGGGCAGGAAACAGUAUGGGGACCUGGCAUCCGCGACUCGUGGGAUCAGAAACGGAGCUGACCCAAACUCCACACAACCCAGUCGAGUGGUAUCUAGGUCCGGUGCAGAUAUUGCUGACAUGGACGUCUAUAGACUGAAUCAGCAGUCUGCCAGACGUCGAGAAGUCAGCGGCAAGAUCGCAGAGGAGGGACGCGGUGGAUGGAGCCACCCGACCACGAGACUCGGUGGAACAUUGAUGGCCUCUACUGCGACGACGAGUGAUCCUACGGACGACGACCCACCAUGUUACGUGCCGGCGAAAAGCAAACGAUAUUAUGCAAGCAGAAGGAAGAGCGUAAAAGAACGACGAGACCAGCGCAAUCAGCGCAAUGAUGCUCGAGGUGCUUCGUAUGGGGAAACAGGACCAGCGUGGCAUCUGGUCCUGAGUUAGGAUACUGGAUGGUUACAUACCUACCUCUCUAGUGUGAUGAGGAUUCAUGUAGA
Sphaerulina musiva SO2202 is the source of this 2277-nucleotide messenger RNA. RefSeq lists its product as uncharacterized. NCBI's taxonomy places the organism in Eukaryota, Fungi, Ascomycota, Dothideomycetes, Mycosphaerellales, Mycosphaerellaceae. The coding region runs from base 149 to 2224 and encodes 691 amino acids. The record is from RefSeq and is a predicted model, not a curated record. The transcript has 3 exons.